CAGUGUAUACCCACUCAGUCAGAUAGAAAUUGAACUGCACUAGAAAUGGCAAAAUUCUCUCUCUUUGGAAUAAUUUAUCUUCUGGCAUAUAUAUUCAACGCUGAAUGUGGAGUAUUUCUUCCCAGAAAAUCUGCAAAUGAAGUCCUGCCAAGGCACAAGAGAGCUAAUAGUGCAUUUGAAGAACUUAAACAAGGUAGUCUUGAAAGAGAAUGCUAUGAGGAAAGGUGCAGCUACGAAGAGGCUCGGGAAUAUUUUGAAGACACUAAAAAAACAGAUGAGUUUUGGUUUCCAUAUCAAGAUGGAAAUCAGUGUGAGAUAAACCCUUGCUUAAAUGGAGGAGUAUGUAAAGAUGGCAUCAAUUCCUACAGCUGCUGGUGCCUCCCAGACUUUGCUGGAAAGCAUUGUGAAAUAGAGAUUGCAAAAAUUUGUGAAGUGAAUAACGGAGGAUGUAAUCACUUUUGUACUGUGGGGGAAUCUAGGAGAGAAUGUUCAUGUGCACAUGGAUAUAAACUUCAGGAUGAUGGAACAACAUGUCAGCCUGAAGUGAAGUAUGCUUGCGGAAGAGCAGUGUCUGUUGAAAGUGUGUCAUCACCAACAAACUCACGAAGCAUAUCUAAUUCCCCGGAAAUAGGCAACCAAACUGAAAACUCCACACAGGCACUUGUGAAUGAGGACAAUGUCUAUGAAAAUUCCACACGUGACAUAAUAAAUGCAGAGAACCUGAAUAUGACAUUUACAGAUGGAACUCCUUCAAAUUCUACAGAAAAUGAAUCAAUCGACAAAGAAAAGAACCGCAUUGUUGGAGGAACUAAUGUUAAAAAAGGUGCCGUUCCCUGGCAGGUUCUGUUGGUUAACACAAAUGAUGUUGGAUUUUGUGGAGGGACUAUCAUCAAUGAGAAAUGGGUGGUCACUGCAGCACAUUGCUUCUAUCCUCCUACUGACUUCAGAGUUGUUUCAGGUGAACAUAAUAUCGAUGUACGUGAGGGAACAGAAAAGUAUCACCGGGUAGCUAGAAAAAUUGAAUAUCGGCGAUACAACUACAGUCAGAAUAGGUAUAACCAUGACAUUGGCCUCAUUGAGCUCUUGGAUCCAAUCGAGUUUAAUGACUAUGCAAUCCCAGUCUGCCUUGCUGAUGGAAAGUAUACAGAAGAUGUCCUCAUGAAAACCUCGGAAGCGGUAGUAAGUGGCUGGGGCAGAUUGGUGCAUAUGGGGGCAUCAGCAAAAGUACUUCAGUAUAUAACAGUUCCUUUUGUUGACACUGCAAUGUGCAAGGCAUCCAACAUGGUACGUGUGACGAAGGCAAUGUUUUGCGCUGGCUAUGAAUCAGGGACAAAGGACUCAUGCCAAGGAGAUAGCGGAGGACCUCUUGCUGCACGUUUUGGUAACACAUGGUUUCUGACGGGAAUAGUGAGCUGGGGCGAGGGCUGUGCAUUUGUAGGGAAGUAUGGCAUGUAUACAAAAGUUGCAAGAUAUUCAGACUGGAUAAAAUCAGAAGCGAAACUUCCAUAACUGCAAUAGUGCACAAAAGUGGCACAGCCAUGUUGAGUACAAUAGUAAUUUGUUGUACUUUAUUCUAAAAAUGAUAACGAAACCAUAAAUAUGAGAUUUCUUCACUAAACAUGUUUAUCAUACUAACCACUUUUACAUGGACAUAGAUAACAAAUAGAAAAAAAGCAAUGGUUACAAUACUAAUGAUAAGAAUUGCAGUUUAUAUUUAUUCUUAUUUUCAGUAUAUUUCAAGUAUAUGAAGUUCAAGUGAACAACUUUUGUAGCUAAAGACAAAUACAUUCUAUGUAAAGCUUUUAUUCAUCUUUCAGCAGUUCAGGCUAUUUUAAAACCUAAUUCUAAGUGACCACCAUAGAAUAAGGUAGGAUAUUGCUUAAAUCAUAAGGAAAAAUUCACUACCACAAAAAGUGAAAGCAGACAUUUGUGAAAAAAAUGGUGGACAGCAGGUUAUAAAUUCAUACUUAAGUACUUCCUCAAAAUAAUCUACUUCUAUCAAAAUAAAACAUAUGUUAUAGUCA
Protopterus annectens (West African lungfish) is the source of this 2024-nucleotide messenger RNA. It is a transcript of the gene F9, whose product is annotated as coagulation factor IX. Gene Ontology annotation, molecular function: calcium ion binding; serine-type endopeptidase activity. Gene Ontology annotation, biological process: proteolysis; blood coagulation. The record is from RefSeq and is a predicted model, not a curated record. NCBI's taxonomy places the organism in Eukaryota, Metazoa, Chordata, Ceratodontiformes, Protopteridae. Bases 46 to 1509 code for a protein of 487 amino acids. Gene Ontology annotation, cellular component: extracellular region. The transcript is spliced from 8 exons.